Molecule: messenger RNA, 1119 nt
Organism: Eublepharis macularius
Lineage: Eukaryota; Metazoa; Chordata; Lepidosauria; Squamata; Eublepharidae
Product: vomeronasal type-2 receptor 26-like
Exons: 3
Coding region: 1-1119 (372 amino acids)
Biological process (GO): G protein-coupled receptor signaling pathway
Cellular component (GO): membrane
Molecular function (GO): G protein-coupled receptor activity
Source: RefSeq, a predicted model, not a curated record
AUGAGGAAAGUGCCUGACCUCUCCUCCCAAACAACUUUUUCUAAGAGCAGCGGAGGCUAUCCUGCAACCUCAAAGCACAAGACACUGCCUCUUUCUAGGUGUGUGGAGUGGUGCCUUCCAGGCUACAGCAAAAAUAUUAAAGAAGGGAAGCCAGGUUGCUGCUAUGACUGUAUUCGCUGUCCGGAGGGGACCAUCUCUAACCAAACAGAUGCCGUUUCCUGCGUCCAGUGCCCAGAAGAUCAAUACCCGAACAAGAAUCAAAACCUGUGCAUCGCCAAGAAGAUACACUUCCUUUCCUAUCAAGACAGUCCGGGUGUCGUUUUAGCUUCCCUUUCUCUUCUCCUUUCUCUGAUCACCACUCUAGUGCUGGCAGUUUUCAUUCACCACCACCACACGCCCAUCGUCAAAGCCAACAACCAAGAUCUCACCUACGUCCUCCUCGUCUCCCUCCAGCUCUCCUUCCUCUGCUCCCUGUUCUUUAUUGGCCGACCCAGGAAGGUCACUUGUCUUCUCCGACAAACGGCAUUUGGUGUCAUCUUCUCUGUUAGCCUUUCUUCUGUCCUGGCAAAAACGUCCACGGUGGUUCUGGCCUUUAUGGCUACCAAGCCAGGAAACAUGGCAAGAAAAUUGUUGGAGCGACAACUGACAAAUUCUAUUGUCCUGGUCUGUCCCCUUAUCCAAGUCUUUAUCUGUGCUGUCUGGCUGAUAACAUCUCCCCCGUCCCCAAAUUUCAACUUCCAUUCUGUGAUUGGAGAGAUCUUAGUGGAAUGCAAUGAAGGUUCGGUCGCUAUGUUUUACGUUGUCCUGGGCUACAUGGGUUUCCUGGCCCUGGUCAGCUUCACGGUGGCUUUCCUAGCUAGGAAAUUGCCUGACAGCUUUAACGAAUCCAAGUUUAUCACCUUCAGCAUGCUGGUGUUCUGUAGUGUUUGGGUCUCCUUUGUGCCAACCUACCUGAGCACUAAGGGAAAGUCCAUGGUGGCCGUGGAGGUCUUCUCCAUCUUGGCCUCUGGUGCUGGUCUGUUGGGUUGCAUCUUUCUCCCCAAAUGCUACAUUAUUGUCCUGCGGCCUGAUCUCAACAACAAAGGUCAUCUAAUGAAGAACAAGAAUGAGAGAAUCUAA